AUGCGACCCAUUCACCUCAUUUCGUUGGGGAUUAUUGCACUCUGCGAUUGUCAAGUGUUGGAAAAAUCGCGAUCGGUUUGGGUUGAGCAAGGGCUUGUCAGGGGUAGCAUUUACAACAUUGAUGGGAAGCAUAUCCAAAUUUUUCGCGGAAUCCCAUAUGCCGAGCCGCCUCUUGGUGAAUUGAGAUUCAAGAAGCCUGUUAAGAAGGCUCGAUGGCAUCAAGAGUUGUCAGCUGUUGAGUAUGGACCGCCGUGCUUGCAAUUCAUGGAUUUUCAUAAGAAUGAUAGAUUUGCCAAGGCAAAUAUGGAACGACAAAGUGAAGAUUGCCUCUAUUUAAAUGUUUUCAGUCCAUAUGAUCUCGAUGAUGAAUCGAAAACCUAUCCAAUUCUCGUAUGGAUUCAUGGUGGAUCAUUUCUCGCCGGCUCAGCAGACACCGGAAUCGAAAUGGAAACGGUUGCGAAGAAUCUGGUGGCUAAAGGAAUCACCUUCGUGUCCAUCAACUAUCGCUUAGGACCAUUGGGAUUUUUAGUUAGCCAAAAUGGUGAUAAGCUAGAAGGCAAUUAUGGCAUAUGGGAUAUGGUUAUGGCUUUACAGUGGAUUCAAGCCAAUAUGAAACAGUUUAAUGGUGAUCCUACAAAGGUUACCGUAAUUGGGGAGAGUGCUGGUGGAGCUGCUGCAAGUCUUCUCGCGUUAUCGCCAAAAACGGAAGGGCUUCUUCAUCAAGCCAUUGUGAUGAGCGGAUCUGCUUUAGCCGGUUGGGCUCUUCACCGCCAUAGCCAACCUGCAUAUUCCGUGGACAACAUCGUGUCAUAUCUCAGAUGCGAAAAAUGGAUCAAUGAAGAAGAGACUAUGGAGAUUGUUGGUGACGAAUAUCAUUUGAUGGUCGGAUCGGAUUUGAAAAAAACCGUUUGCAACUUCCAAGAGGUCAAGGUGAAAUGUCUGACGGACGAUAUGAGCCAAAUGCAACAAGUUGAUUGUCUUCGUCGAGAACUGAAUUUCACUUCAGCAUUCUUUCGAAAAGCGCUUUCAGCAGAACUAGGUGUAUCGAAAAUGGUAGUCGAUGGCGAUUUGAUCCCAGUUGCUGGCGUUGAGCUCGCCGAGCAAUACUCAAAAGUUCCUAUUAUGACAGGUGUUGCACGAAAGGAAUGGGGACAUAAGAAAUCGCUUUUUUAUAAUAUGCAUCAGCGGGAUGUUUUAACAAGAGAAGAGGUAGAGGAGCAGGUUUACCGGGUCAUCGACAAUAGCUUCCAUGAGUCGGCAUCAGAAAAAUUGUCAAAUUCAACAAUUCAAUUACUUGCAAAUGCCACCAUGGUUCGGUACGUUGAAAAAGCAAAAAGUGGGUUCCCAGCAAACCAUGUGGUGUCAUCAUUGCAAAAGCUUGAAAGUGAUAUUGAAUUUGUUGCUCCCUGCCAUCGCGAAGUAGCGGGCUAUGCGAAACAAGGCCUUCCUGUCUUCUUAUAUUCAUUCGACUAUGUCCCAGAGGGCAAAAUUAUCGAAACUGAAAAGAAGAUCUAUCGUUUAUUCGGGGACAAUCCGAUUGAAAUGAAACGCACUGAGAAAGAUGAGACGGCGCCAAAAGCGGCAUUCCAUGGACUGGAUCACGCGUUUAUCUUCUCCAGAGGAUAUAGUAGCAAUUUCGAAAUAAUGCCGUAUUCGAAGAGAGAUGAAGCCAUGUCAAAAAUCCUAUGCACUAUGAUUACAAAUUUUGUCAAAAAGGGUGAUCCGUCGCUUCAAAAGUUUACUUGGCCCAUUUACACAGCGAACAACACUCAACAUAUAUCUAUCAAUAUUCCAUUGAAAGUAAUUGAUGGAGACAUUCAUUGGCCGGACCCACAAUUCUGGAAUAUUGAAGCUGAUCUUAUCACUGGCUAUAUUGCCAAAGAUAGCGAAACGGUUCUUGAUCCUGAUGCCGAUCUUACAAACGAGGAACGCGUUCAGCUUUCUGCGUACCGCCGAUCAUGGUACGCACUUUGGGUGCUCGUCAUCAUUCUAUCGAUUUUGAUCUGGGCGUUCGUUGCCUAUUGCACCUAUCAAAAAUCGCAAAGCGGACGAAGCAAACCCUAUGAUAAUAUUUUGUUGUCAAAUUAA
This is a messenger RNA of Caenorhabditis bovis, 2088 nucleotides long. Lineage: Eukaryota; Metazoa; Nematoda; Chromadorea; Rhabditida; Rhabditidae. The record is from the annotation of a GenBank genome assembly.